AUACAAUACCACAGUAUAAGAAACAAGAAAGCUUAUACUGUGGUAUAAUAAAAAGCUGGAUCUAACGUACAAUUUUCACUGUAGAUGGUAGCUCGAUCGCGAGAAUCGUGUUAGAGUUCGUUGUAACUCGAAGCAUCUCUUUAAAGCGAUGAAUCAAUGACUAUCGCGUUGGAAGUGCUCUGGUGUUCCCUUGACGUUUGACGUUAGGAAUAAUUAUCGAACAAGUCGUAAGGUUUCCUCGGAACAAAGAUGGUAUAAGGACAAACGGUAUAAUAAAGAUGAGCAGGAUAGCGAAAAUGGCCUGUCCUGGAGGUGGCUUGUACGUCCUCGAGGGCGAAGUCGGCCUCUUGGCGACGGCUAUGAAACGGGGCACUCGAUGGUCUUCUCAUUCCCAUCAGGACGAUGACCAAGAUGCUCUUCUAAAAGGAUUAUACACUUUGAAGGAGGCUCUGAAUGAUGCAAAAGAUUUAUCUUAUUUAGAACCAGGGGUGUUUCUUGCUCCAUUUCUAGAAAUUAUAAGGUCGGAGGAAACGACUGGACCUGUUACCAGUCUUGCACUGUCUGCAGUGAAUAAAAUCAUAUCUUAUGGUCUAGUUGAUGCUGAUCAUCCAGCAAUAGCACAAUGUGUGGAAGCUGUGGCAGACGCUGUUACACAUGCGAGGUUCGUUGGGACCGACGCGUCGGGAGAUGGAGUUGUUCUAAUGAGAAUACUUCAGGUUUUGAGAGCUCUCACGUUAUCGCCUGCUGGAGAUCACCUUUCGAACGAAAGUAUUUGCGAAAUUAUGCUCAGUUGCUUCAGGAUAUGUUUUGAAACGCGUCUCAGCGAACUGUUGAGAAGAACUGCCGAGCAUUGUUUAAGGGACAUGGUGCAACAUCUUUUCACUCGGUUGCCACGAUUCGCGGACGAUACGAGGGUUCUGUUAAAUAUGAAUAAAAUGAGGGCGAACAGUAUGGAGAACGGUCGCGGCAAAAAUAGGAGAAACAAGAAUCAUUCGAAACAAAAAGUUAAGCCAAAUACGGAUAACGUAGGCGAUGGUGAAACUCAGCUUUCGAGUCCCGUCGACAGAGUCAGACCGAGUCAUUUGCCGACGACGCCCGUCACUAACUCGGGAAAUAUUGUUGAUAUGCAAGGUUCUUUCGAUCACGGAGCAGUCGAGAAAGCGGACGAGGAAAAGAACGUUAAUAAAGACGGUAAAAAGGACCCGAAGGAUGUAGAUGAAAUUAGGAAGCAGAAAGACGAGUCGAACGCAAAGAUCAAAAGGGAAGACUCAAAAGAUAUGUCGCGGUGUAAGGAAGGCAGCGAGAAUACGGAGAACGAAACGAGUAGUUCCGUAGAAAAAGAACAAGUUUUACGGGAAGAAAAUAAGAGCACGGAGAAAGAAGAGGCGGACGAGCGGAACGAACGAAACGAGACGAAGAAAGAAGAAUGUGGAGAGAGUCGGUCGGUGGAUGACGAGAAAAACACGGAUUCGAUAGCGUCUCCUUUAGGAAGCGUGGAAGAUUUAUCGGUCGAAGAAAGCACGAACGGUUCACCGAACACGUUCAAGAACAAGGAGGCUGAACAAGUCGAAGAAUACAUAAAUGCUCAAGGAGUUCGUUUCACGUCGCUCCAACAAUUGUCCCCGUACGGUGCUUUGUGCGUCCGUGAAUUAUUUCGGUUCCUGGUGUCUUUGUGUAGUCCUCUCGAUAAACAGAAUAACGAAAUUAUGACCCAUCUAGGUCUCAGUUUGUUACAAGUGGCCUUGGAAAUUGCUGCCGAUGCCCUUUCCAAUUUUCCGUCGUUGCUUGCGCUCGUUAAAGACGACCUCUGUAGAAAUCUUAUUCUGCUUCUUAGCACCGAUCGGACGUCCAUUCUUGUAGCCGAUCUGCAGGUUUCGUUCCUACUGUUCGAAUCGCAAAGGGAGCACCUAAAAUUUCAAAUGGAACAUUACAUAAACAAAUUGAUGGACAUUGUGAGCUCGGACUCGAACCGUAUAUCAUAUGAUCAGCGAGAGCUAGCGCUAGAGGCUAUCGUGAGAUUAUGGAAAAUACCUGGUUUACCAGCGGAACUGUAUUUGAAUUACGAUUGCGGUUUAUACUCCACCAACUUGUACGAAGAGUUGAUGAAAAUGUUGUCUAAGAACGCUUCUGCAUUACUGGGCAAUAUGCAUAAUAUGCAGUUUAUUUCCUUGGACGCGAUAUUCGCGUUGAUUUCUGGGAUGGAAAUCAGAUGUAAAGGGUACAAGGAAUUGUAUAAAGCUUCUCGACAUAACGCUUCACCGAAUCUUCCGACGCGAGAAGAACUGCUCGCUAUAAAGGCGAAUAAGCGGUGGUUGGUACUCGGCACGGAAAAAUUCAAUGAAAAUCCACGUGAAGGGAUCGCCAAACUCACGGAGCAUGGCCUGUUGGGUGGAAGUCCGGGUAAUCCAGAUCCAGAGAAGGUAGCGAAACUGUUGAAGGAGAAUCCUGGACUGGAUAAGAAAGCGAUCGGCGAAUACAUUAGUAAAAAGGAGAAUAAAAACGUUUUAAAUUGUUUCGUUCGUAGUUUUGAUUUGAAAAACACGCGAAUCGAUCAAGCGCUACGUCUGUAUUUGGAAUCCUUUAGACUUCCUGGCGAAGCACCGCUCAUCUCUCUAUUGCUCGAAAAGUUCGCAGAACACUGGCACGAUAGCAACGGUAAGCCGUUCGCUUCCGCCGACGCCGCCUUCACUUUGGCGUACGCAGUGAUCAUGUUGAACGUCGAUCAACACAACUACAACGUGAAACGACAAAAUAAUCCCAUGACUGCUGACGAGUUCAAAAGGAAUUUAAAAAAGGUGAACGGCGGUGCUGACUUUGACCAAGACAUGCUGGACGAAAUCUAUUACUCCAUCAAGGGCGAGGAAAUCGUGAUGCCUGCUGAACAGACUGGCUUAGUGAAAGACAACUACCUGUGGAAGGUUUUGUUACGCAGGGGCGUUGGUCCUGAAAGUUUGUACCUGAAAGUAGGGAACUCUGGUGAAUUCGUGGAUAAAGAAUUGGCAGAACAGGCAUGGGCUCCCAUAGUGAGCGCGCUUUGCAGAGCGUACGACAAAGCACCUGACAGAUCGUUGCAGCGUCGGGUCGCUGAAACUUUUCUUCGCUGCGCGUCCAUCAGUGCCCAUUACGGCAUGAGCAGCGACUUAGACACCCUGGUGGUUAGCUUAUGCAAGUUUACAGGGCUCGCGACCGGUGGUGAACCCGACCAAGUGGUGCUGCAGCUCGGCGGAAGUAGCAAAUGUCAAUUAGCAGCACGUACGCUGUUCAAAAUAACUCAUAUGCACGGAAACGCCAUAAGAGCUUCAUGGAAAAAUAUCAUCGACUGCUUGCAAUCGUUGUACAAAGCAAGGUUGUUGCCAAAGAGUCUCACGGAAGGGGAAGAUUUUCUAGAUCCGUCGGGGAAGGUGUCUCUGAUCCGAGAACCGGCUACGCCGAAGCCAGCUCCGGUCGAUCAAGGAAUACUGUCCAGUUUGUAUUCCUACAUAGCUCUGGAUACCUCGAGAAUCUCUCAUCCGGCCGAAACGAUUGCGAGGAAAAGAGCCAACGAAUUCGUGGCCAACUGUUACUUGAGACAAAUCAUUGAAGAAAGCAAGUUUUUGCAAGUGGAGUCUCUUCGCUCGAUGGUUGGAGCUCUGGUAUUCGUUAAAAGCCACGAAGAGGACGCGUCAGUAUUUCUAUUAGAAUUAUUGUUGGAAGUAACGAUUCAAAAUCGUGAUCGGGUGACGUGCAUCUGGCCGAUCGUUCAGGCACAUUUGGACGGGUUGCUGACUAGCGCGGCACGAGAAAAUCACCCGUACCUGUUGGAAAGGGUGGCCGUUGGAAUGUUGAGGCUAGCGAUACGAUUGUUACGGGGAGAGGAAUGUGCAUGGACCGUUCUACCUUCUCUAUUACCUUUGACUCAUCUACCUUCGGUCAGCAGCGCACCGCUCGCACGACAGAUAGCCUACGGAUUAUUUGAAUUGCUCAAAACUGGUGCAGCGAAUAUUCACAGCACGGAAGAUUGGCGGGUGGUGUUCAGUCUGCUCGAAUGUGCCGGUGCUGGAGCGUUAUCACCGAAACAAUCCAACACCGUGCUGGACGAAGCAAGCAACAGAACGUCAGUACUGGACACAAGGCCGAUCAGCCCGGUGCCGGAGUGGGUCCUGGUAUCUCCCACAGGAACAGAAGCACCACUACCAGUCGCUGCCGACACGAUCGUCCUGGAUCGAGACUUGCAACCGCACGAUCCUCACGCUCUGGUCAAAUGUUGCGAAAGUCUGACGUUCUUGGUCCGCGACGUAGCGCACGUGACACCCUUCAACUUCGAAUUGUGCAUCCGUUGCGUCAGAACGUUCGCCGAAGCGGUUCUGCAGUGUUCCGGCAAACGAAGCAAGGUGCACCUCACUGGGGAGGAGCCAGCCGGCUAUCAACAGAGUCCCAUUCAACUGCUGGACCUGAUGCACACGCUGCACACGAGAACGGGCCAGGUGUUCCGCUGGUGGGCCGAAGAGGGUAACGCCAUGGAAGGCGUGUCGCUCUGGCCGCAGGCUUGGAGACCUCUGCUGCAGGGGAUUGCGAGAUUGUGCUGCGACGCUCGCAGACAGGUCCGAACUGCGGCGAUCACCUAUUUGCAAAGCACUCUACUCGCUCACGACUUAGCUCAACUGUCCGCGGUCGAAUGGUCCCAAUGCUUGGAGCAGGUGUUGUUCCCCCUGCUCGCGCAACUGCUGGGCCCCAUAGCGUCCAACGACCCCAUCGGCGUCGAGGAGACCAGAGUCAGAGCCGCGAUGCUGCUUUCCAAGGUGUUCCUUCAUCACUUGAAUCCUCUGUUGACGCUCCCCGGCUUUCUACCGCUGUGGUUGACGGUGCUAGAUUUGCUCCGCGCCUACAUGCACGCGGACAACAGCGAGCUUCUUUACGAAGCCAUACCAGAGUCCUUGAAGAACAUGCUGCUGGUCAUGUCAUCGGCCAACGUCUUGGCUGCAGAUUCGAACCUGUGGGCUCCGACCUGGAGAACAAUCGACGCUUUCUUGCCGAACUUAAAAGCGGAACUGUUCCCGGAGCCUGUUCCGUCUCCACCGCCUCCACCAUCUCCUCCACCACCACCUCCGCCGCCUCCACCACCGCUACCCUCGCAACAGUGGGAAGAAACCGCAAGAGUAAUCAGUUUAGUCGAACAGCAGCAGCCGUCAUUCUCCGGAUCAAUAGCGCCCCAACCGGAAAAGAACGGAUCUAUCGAAUCGUUGUCUCCGACCUCGACGGAGGUCAGUUCCGACGUCCCAUCGAUACCCGUACCUAUUCCUAACCUUCCUUUUAGUAAGAACAGCGAACAACGAGUGAUCACGUUACUCGAUCAGAGACCACCGAUCGUGUCGAGCCCGGUCGCCGUGCAACCGGUCACGGUACCACCUCCUGUUGAUGUCUCCCUUGUCAACGAUUGGUCCAGCGAAGAGGAACGGCAACGACUCCUUCGAAUACCGGUGGACUCGAACUUGGACCCUACGUUGCCAAAGAUUAACCGGAAUAACGAGACCGAGAGCAAACGAGAGGAGAGACAAGUUUUGUUACAGCCGCAGGCCGUGCAAUCAAAUUUCUUGUUUCGAAACGACUCCGAGACAACGAACAUGGGGAGCGUGACAACGACCAUGUUUAAUUCCGCUGCAUACUUCAGCGAAGACCCCGCCGCAGAUCGACUGUUCGCAGUCACCAACCCUUGACCACUGUACAUUCGUUAUGUAUAUUGUAUCAUUUCCACGGAGAAGAAAUUUUCGAACGUACUUUUAAAAGAAUAAUCGAUAGAUAGAAUUUUGUCCUGUACAUUUGGCAUCGCGGUAUAUUAAUAACAAUAGUAUAUUACGAUGUAUAUUUAAUAUUAUCACUAAUUAUAUAUACACAUGUUCGCGCGUAUGCAUUCUCUUCCCUUUGCUUCCAGAGAAUGAGGAUGGGGGGAGACAUGUAAAUGUUAUAUACAUAAUACAAACGUAAGUAUAUAUGUAUAUAUAGUGUAGGUACGUACACGUGUAACGUAUUCGCGCGCAGAGGCACGUACAAAUAAUUACAUCGAAAGUCUGUCGCUACAGAACGAUUUCUGACAACCUACGUUCGCUCUUAUACUCGUACAUUUGUAAACGCGACCGGUUAAAUAAACGAAAUUAGAUUAUC
Megachile rotundata (alfalfa leafcutting bee) is the source of this 6138-nucleotide messenger RNA. RefSeq names its product Sec7 domain-containing protein garz (gene garz). The record is from RefSeq and is a predicted model, not a curated record. NCBI's taxonomy places the organism in Eukaryota, Metazoa, Arthropoda, Insecta, Hymenoptera, Megachilidae. Gene Ontology annotation, molecular function: guanyl-nucleotide exchange factor activity. Gene Ontology annotation, biological process: regulation of ARF protein signal transduction.